Messenger RNA from Ylistrum balloti, 4529 nucleotides. RefSeq names its product protein flightless-1 homolog. Gene Ontology annotation, biological process: actin filament severing; barbed-end actin filament capping; myofibril assembly. The record is from RefSeq and is a predicted model, not a curated record. The transcript has 35 exons. The coding region runs from base 1 to 3729 and encodes 1242 amino acids. NCBI's taxonomy places the organism in Eukaryota, Metazoa, Mollusca, Bivalvia, Pectinida, Pectinidae. Gene Ontology annotation, cellular component: cytoplasm; actin cytoskeleton; nucleus. Gene Ontology annotation, molecular function: actin filament binding; phosphatidylinositol-4,5-bisphosphate binding.
AUGGCGGCCACGGGUGUCCUGCCGUUCGUGCGGGGAGUUGAUUUUUCAAGAAAUGAUUUUUAUGGACAUGAUGGGGAUUAUUUUCCAUGCCAAGUUGGUGAUAUGUCAGGAUUAAGAUGGCUACGCCUGAACAAAACAAACCUGAAAGAGAUGCCAGAGGAAAUUAGCAAGCUGAAAAAGCUGGAGCACCUGACCAUCAUGCAUAAUGAGCUAGAGGGCCUUGGAAAUAGUUUGGGGUCUUUGCCAGCACUACGCACGCUCAACUGCAGACACAACGAGCUCAAAGAUGACGGCAUUCCUGGCAAAAUAUUCCACCAUGAAGAUCUGUCUGUUGUGGACCUGAGUCACAACAAAUUAGUGGAAGUGCCACCAGAACUGGAGAAUGCCACCAAUGUUAUUGUACUCAACCUUAGUCACAAUCAGAUCGAAAUGAUUCCAAACCAGCUGUUUAUCAAUUUGACAGACAUUUUCUUCCUUGACCUCAGCAAUAACCUGUUUGAGACCCUACCACCACAGAUGAGACGACUGACCAAUCUCCAGACCCUCAUCCUGAAUAAUAAUCCCCUUGUCCAUGCACAACUCCGACAGCUGCCUGCUUUGCUGUCCCUGCAAACCUUACACAUGAGGGACACACAGAGAACUCUAGCUAACUUCCCCUCUGGACUUGACACUCUCACCAACCUGCAGGAUGUUGACUUGUCUAACAACGACCUGCCACGGGUACCAGAGACAUUGUACAAAGUCAGCUCACUGAAACGACUCAACCUCAGUGGCAAUCAGAUCACUGAACUCUCUCUUGUCAUUGAUACGUGGAUUCAUUUGGAAACGCUAAACCUGUCCCGCAACAAACUGACAGCUCUGCCGUCUUCCCUUCAUAAACUGGCUUCUCUGAAGAAAUUGUACUUGAAUUCUAACCUGUUAGACUUUGAGGGAAUCCCAGCCAAUAUUGGCAAGCUACAUAACCUGGAAAUAUUCAGUGCAACCAACAAUCAGCUUGAGAUGAUUCCAGAAGGAUUGUGUCGAUGUGGGAAGCUGAAACGUCUCCUUCUGAAUGGCAAUAAACUAAUAACACUUCCUGAUAUUCUUCAUCUACUGCCAGAGUUAGAGACACUGGAUGUAAGAGACAACCCAGGGCUAGUGAUGCCUCCCAAACCUGCUGAGUUAAGGAAAAACCAUGAGUUCUACAACAUUGACUUCUCCCUCAACAACCAGCUACGACUGGCUGGGGCUCCCACAGCCCCUUCAGCAGAUCAGUCUCCCCAGCAAAAAGAUCCUGUGGCUCGAAAGUUAAGACUGAGGAAAAGACGUGAUGGUCAGCAAGAGAGUGAAAAAGUUCUGAAGGGUAUGAGAGAUGUGGCAAAAGACAAAGCAGAAGGUGCUGGUCCAGAUUCUGAGAACCAGGAGCAGAAAGAACCACUCAAGCCAAAACGAUGGGAUGAACACCUAACCAGACCACAGUUGAACUACAGUGAAAUAUUUGAUGAAGAUGUUGGACAAAUACCAGGUAUCCAGUGUUGGGAAAUUGAGAAUUUUGUCCCUAAUCCAGUUGAGGAAGUCCUGAUCGGGAAGUUCUACGAAGCUGAUUGCUACAUCAUCCUCAAGACUUACAUAAAUGAAUCCAACAGCAUAGAUUGGAAGAUCUGGUACUGGAUUGGUGAACACUGCACUCUGGAUAAGAAGGCAUGUGCUGCUAUUCAUGCUGUGAACCUUAGGAAUCUCUUGGGGGCAGAGUGUCGCUGUAUUCGUGAAGAGAUGGGGGAUGAAUCUGAUGAAUUUCUGGACCUGUUUGAGAAUGGAGUGUCAUAUAUAGAGGGUGGAAGGACAAGUAGUGGUUUCUACAGUGUGGAGAAUGUUGAAUAUGAAACGAAGCUGUAUCGAGCUACUGGUGUGCAGACAGUUUUCAUGGAGAGGUGUUUACCAGAGUUUAUAUCCUUGGACAGCAGAUUUGUAUUCAUGCUGGAUAUGGGUCUCAACAUUUAUAUCUGGGUAGGAAAGAUGUCUAAAGCAGUCACUAAAACCAAAACGAGACUUAUAGCUGAGAAAAUCAAUAAAAAUGAAAGGAAAGGAAAAGCAGACAUCUACAUGGAAGACCAAGGCAAAGAAUCUGUGGCGUUCUGGCGAGGAUUAGGGGGUGCUUCUCCGAUGCCUAUAGUGGCGGCUUUGCUAACACCAAUGGAAUAUGUACCAAGAAUGUACAAGGUGGGACUAGGCAUGGGAUAUCUGGAACUGCCACAAGUUGACAUUCCAAAAGGGAAGUUAGUGCAGUCCCUGCUGCUGUCUAAAUGUGUGUACAUACUGGAUUGUAAAACUGACCUGUUUGUAUGGAUUGGUAAAAAGUCAACUCGACUCAUCAGGGCAGCGGCACUCAAACUUUCACAGGAACUCAAUGUUAUGUUGGUUCGUCCAGACUACUGCAGUGUAACCAGGUGUUUAGAAGGAACAGAGCCACAGGUAUUUAAGACAAAAUUUGUUGGCUGGGACGAUGUGAUACCUGUAGACUAUACAAGGACAGCUGAGUCAAUGGUUCGAAGGGGACAUGACCUCAAGGUCAUUAUGGCAAGAGACAAGUUGAAGACAGACCUGUCAGCACUCUUCAUGCCCAGACAACCCACCAUGACUCUUGAGGAGGCUGACCAGUUGACCACUGAAUGGAAUGAAGAUCUGGAUGGCAUGGAAGCAUUUGUUUUAGAGGGCAAGAAGUUUGUACGACUGCCAGAUGAGGAGCUAGGAAUAUUCCACACUGAGGAUUGCUAUGUGUUCCUGUGUCGGUACUGGGUACCACUGGAAAAAGAUGAGGACGAGGAGGAGGAUGAAGAGGAUGAAGAUGAGGAUCCAGAGGAAGAUGACUAUAAAUGUGUUGUGUACUUCUGGCAAGGGCGUGACACCUCCAACAUGGGCUGGCUCACCUUUACUUUCAGCUUACAAAAAAAGUUUGAGACUCUGUUCAAGGACAGACUAGAAGUAGUACGAACACACCAGCAACAGGAGAACCUGAAAUUCCUCUCCCACUUCAAACGCCAAUUCAUCAUCCGACAGGGCAAGAGGAAAGUUGGUGGGGGCGAGGUUAAGAAGACUGAUAUUGAAUUCUUCCAUCUACGUGCCAAUGGCAGUCCUAUAGCCACAAGAUGUAUACAGAUAAGGCCAGACGCCUCCUUAUUAAACUCAUUCUUUUGCUAUAUCCUGAUGGUGCCGUUUGAUAGUGAGGAUCUCAUGGGCGUGGUCUAUGUGUGGAUUGGCAGCAGAGCAGAGCAUGAGGAGGCUACACUGGCAGAAAAGAUAGCAUACAAAAUGUACAAAGAUAACUACACGAUACAAAUGAUCAGUGAGGGCGAAGAGCCAGUCAACUUCUUCUGGGUUGGCAUUGGAGGAAAGAAACCGCAUGAAACGGAGGCAAAGUUCAUGCAACAUGCUCGCCUGUUUAGGUGUUCCAAUGAAAAAGGAUACUUCACAGUGUCGGAAAAAUGUGCAGAUUUCUGUCAGGACGAUCUGGCUGAUGAUGACGUGAUGAUCUUGGACAACGGGGAAAAUGUCUUCCUCUGGGUUGGCAAGAAAACAAGUGAUGUGGAAAUAAAACUUGCAUUUAAGAGUGCACAGGUAUACAUCCAACACAUGCGUAACAAACAGCCCAACAAGCCACGUAAACUACUGCUAGCCAUGAAAUACAAGGAACUGAGAAAGUUUACAAAGUGUUUCCACGGCUGGGGAAAGUACAAGGAGGUUCUGGAGUGAACAGUUUGUCCAUUUUCCCACAGCUACAGGAGUUGCACAACAUUCUAAACAAAAUAUCUGUUGCAACAGAUUUCAUUUAUAGUGAUUUUUCUUCUCGUCAAAGUGAAAAUUUAACAACCAAUUAAUUUUAUUGGUAUUGUUUAUAAGAAUGAUGGAUAGUUUCUGAUAGCUUUCUGUUCAUUAUCAUUAAAAGUAAAGAUUUAUAUCUGUUAUCAGUCAGCAGAAUUUUAAAGAAUUGUUGGUGCUGUAGUUCAAACCUCCUGCACUUGUUUCCAUACAUUGUACGUAGGUGUAUCAGGUGUGAUUCCCCUAAGUUGGUCACAAAAGACUGUUCUUGUGCAAUAUUGAUGUUAACACUAUUUGAGUACAAAUGAUCUGCUGUAGAAUUGUGUGUUUGUGUUGGAGGCCGAGUUUGUCUGUGAUAUUGGGAAUGUUUUAUGCUGCUGCCUAUAAUACCUUUUUAUCUUCUGUUAGUACUAGAAUAUUCUAAAGUCUGUCUCUCCUCAUGUUAACAUAUUCUCCCUGUUGUUGUUAACAUAUAUGUUUGUUACUGGUGAAAUAUUUACGAACAAAGUCUUAGCUUCUGAAAAUUAAUUAUUAAUUGAUGUUAUAGAAAUAGUAUUUGAAAGUAAAUAAUAAUGAUAAAUUCACAUUUAAAUCCAAGAAGUUUGGUAUGUGGAGUAAUCCUUAUUCCUUGUUUCCAAAAUUAUAUCUUUAGUCACCUAUGUACAAUAGCUCAUGAUUCUGCAGUGAUAUAAGCUGAAGGGUACCACAGAAUUAGUCAUAAAUGUAAAGAGAAU